Molossus molossus (Pallas's mastiff bat) is the source of this 1777-nucleotide messenger RNA. It is a transcript of the gene NT5DC3, whose product is annotated as 5'-nucleotidase domain containing 3. Gene Ontology annotation, molecular function: 5'-nucleotidase activity. The transcript is spliced from 14 exons. Bases 5 to 1648 code for a protein of 547 amino acids. NCBI's taxonomy places the organism in Eukaryota, Metazoa, Chordata, Mammalia, Chiroptera, Molossidae. The record is from RefSeq and is a predicted model, not a curated record.
AAGCAUGGCCACCGCGGCGGCGGCGGCGGUGAUGGCCCGUGUGGCCCGGGCGAGGGCGGCGGCGGCGGCUCUGCGGAGCGGUUGCGGGCCUGCAGCCCGGGGGCGGCUGCGCGCGGGUCCCGCACGGCCCUUGUGCACAGCACCUGGAACCGCUCCGGACAUGAAGCGCUACCUGUGGGAGCGCUACCGGGAGGCGAAGAGGAGCACGGAAGAAUUGGUUCCUUCGAUUAUGAGCAACUUGCUGAACCCGGAUGCCAUUUUCUCCAACAACGAGAUGAGCCUGUCGGACAUUGAGAUCUAUGGCUUUGAUUAUGACUACACCUUGGUGUUCUAUUCAAAGCACCUCCACACACUGAUAUUUAAUGCUGCUCGGGACCUGCUCAUCAAUGAGCACCGGUAUCCCAUGGAAAUCAGGAAGUAUGAAUAUGACCCAAAUUUUGCAAUUCGUGGACUUCAUUAUGAUGUGCAGCGGGCAGUAUUGAUGAAGAUUGACGCUUUUCAUUACAUCCAGUUGGGAACUGUCUACAGAGGCCUCAGUGUUGUCCCUGACGAGGAAGUCAUUGAAAUGUACGAGGGGUCCCACGUGCCCUUGGAACAGAUGAGCGACUUUUAUGGAAAGAGUUCCCACGGGAACACCAUGAAGCAGUUCAUGGACAUCUUCUCCCUGCCGGAGAUGAGCCUGCUGUCCUGCGUGAACGAAUACUUCCUGAAGAACAACAUCGACUACGAGCCUGUGCACCUGUACAAGGAUGUCAAGGACUCGAUUCGAGACGUGCACAUCAAAGGAAUCAUGUACCGAGCCAUCGAAGCAGAUAUUGAUAAGUACAUCUGCUACGCUGAGCAGACCCGCGCAGUGUUGGCCAAACUGGCUGAUCACGGCAAGAAGAUGUUCCUCAUCACCAACAGCCCCAGUAGCUUCGUGGACAAAGGGAUGAGGUAUAUCGUCGGAAAAGACUGGCGGGACCUGUUUGAUGUGGUCAUCGUCCAGGCCGAGAAGCCACACUUCUUCAAUGAUAAACGGAGACCUUUCCGAAAGGUGAACGAGAAGGGGGUCUUACUCUGGGAUAAGAUCCACAAGUUGCAGAAGGGCCAGAUUUACAAGCAGGGCAAUUUAUAUGAAUUUCUGAAGCUCACCGGAUGGAGAGGGUCCAAAGUGUUAUAUUUUGGUGACCACAUAUACAGUGACCUGGCGGAUUUGACCCUGAAGCAUGGCUGGCGGACUGGUGCCAUCAUCCCAGAGUUACGGUCUGAGCUCAGAAUCAUGAACACGGAACAGUACAUUCAGACCAUGACCUGGCUGCAGACCCUGACUGGGCUACUGGAGCAAAUGCAGGUUCACAGAGACGCGGAGUCCCAGCUGGUGUUGCGGGAGUGGAAAAAGGAGAGGAAGGAGAUGAGAGAAAUGACCAAAAGCUUCUUCAACCCCCAGUUUGGAAGCUUGUUUCGCACAGACCAGAACCCGACCUACUUCCUGAGGCGCCUGUCGCGAUUUGCCGACAUCUACAUGGCGUCUCUGAGCUGCCUGCUGCACUACGAUGUCAACCACACCUUCUACCCCAGGAGGACUCCGCUGCAGCACGAGCUUCCCGCCUGGUCCGACGGGCCCCCCCGCAGGCUGCCCCUCCUGCAGCAGGCCCAGGCCGAGUGACCCGGUGCUCCCCCGGGGACACGGCCAGACACGGCUCCGGCCCCAGCUUGGGCAGACACCGCGGGGUUGACUGUGUGUGGAUAUGAGUGUUGCUUUCGGGAAAGGCACAGAUACGCCUUUUGAUAUUUA